Molecule: messenger RNA, 1529 nt
Organism: Erigeron canadensis
Lineage: Eukaryota; Viridiplantae; Streptophyta; Magnoliopsida; Asterales; Asteraceae
Product: zinc finger CCCH domain-containing protein 12-like
Exons: 3
Coding region: 341-1279 (312 amino acids)
Molecular function (GO): mRNA binding; metal ion binding
Source: RefSeq, a predicted model, not a curated record
GCAUCAUCAACUCCUUAAUUUUGCUGCUUCCAAUAGAUGUUCAACAAACGGUCAACCACCACCAUUGGUGAACUACAACCGGCAAAACACAAACAACCGCCGCCGCCAUCUCUUCUCGGGAACCAAAACCGCCGGUCACAAUCACUACUAGCACUUUCCAAGCAUCAUAAAUCCUUUAAUUAUGAUGAUAACAUUGGUCAUGGGAGUUCAUCUGCGGAUAGCUAGGAGUAUUUGCAUGUCAUAUGAUCAACGAUGGAGAAUCUAUACUUUACCAUCUUCCCUCCAUAUAUAGCUUAUCGGUUUAGGAGCCUGUUACCUAUAAUUUCAUGGUUAUCGGCAAAUGCAUCCGUGUGGAGCUUUGACAUAUACCAAUCUGAUGUUUUUUUCCGGGAUCAAAGGCUUCAACUGGGUUUCCGCCGCAUCUAAAAUGGACGAUCGUCAAGAUGGUGGAAAUGUCAUUCACAUCAUUGGUGGAGAUGAAUCUGAUGUUUGGGAUGACAGGCCUGUUUCAGCAACAAUGUAUGAGUAUAACAAGACUUUUACUGAAGAUAUCAGAACUGCAGAUCUGAGUUAUGAAGAAUAUAGGCCUGUCGAAGAUCAUAGAGCUAAUGUGGCUAAGUUAGAGGAUACAUUCCAGUUUCCGGCACUUGGAUCCUCUAAAGUUUCAAUGGAGGCUGGUAGAUCUUGCAAAAGUCGGUACUGCAAGAUGUUCAGUACUGCAAGUGGCUGUCCUUUUGGAAAUAACUGCACUUAUAAUCAUGAUGAACAAUCUAUAAAUAGAGAAACAACGACAAUAGUGUUGGGUCGUGCAUCUGCUGUUGGUCAUAGGAAUGGAGGAGUGACUGGGAACCAAGGACCAGUACCACUGCCUGCAAGGCCAAUGGUACUGUCAUCACCACUACCACCACCAUUAUCAUCUCUGACAAUUGCACGAGCCACGUUUAAUACUAACUUGAAGCCUCCUAAUUGGAGAACAAGGAUAUGCAGCCAGUGGGAACAGGCAGGUUAUUGCCCAUUUGGGAGUAAGUGCAAUUUUGCUCACGGUGAAGCAGAGCUGCAACGAUAUGGCGGUGGACCUCUUAACAGAGAGGCUAAUCUCAACAACCAAGGGCUCGUGUUUCUGAAAAAUGUAGCAGCCUCUGUUGUCGGACCAUCUGUCUCAUCAGUUGCUUGUGCAGGUGGUUCUGAGAAGCUACCAAUCGCAGAAGAAAAAUCUUUUCAGAAAUGGCCUAAGAAAAUUAAUCGUAUUUACGGUGACUGGAUUGACGACAUUGAGUAAGCUUGAUAAAAUUACGGUGACUGGUCCGCCUUUUAAACCGUGUUUGCUAAUCUUAAUUAUUUCUUCGACAAUUAGACUAUUAGUAUUAAGAUCAUUGUCUAGUCAUUUUGGUGAACCUUUAAUUUGAUGCCAAAUAGGAUCACUUCAAAUAGUUCUAUGGAUUUUGCUGCAAGUUUUGGGAUUUAGAGGUUUUCUUUAGAAUGGUGUUUGUUCUUGAAUUUUCAUUUUUAUUUUUUGCUUUCGUUUUUAA